Labrus bergylta (ballan wrasse) is the source of this 4268-nucleotide messenger RNA. Lineage: Eukaryota; Metazoa; Chordata; Actinopteri; Labriformes; Labridae. The record is from RefSeq and is a predicted model, not a curated record.
GCAACACCGGAGAGGGGAGCUCGCGCGUGGUGAUCCAGGGAUAUCAUCUCUGAUGGACUUGAUUUAAGACAGAAACACGCCGGUUUUCCUCUGAGUAUAACCACUUCGGCGUAAGUUCGGCUACAAGUGCAGUUCUGCGGCUCUUAAAGUGCUCUGAUGAUCUUAAGCACCGGUUUUUUAAUGUGUUUUAUGUGUUUGCGCUCAACAGUGAGGUAAAAUAAUUCGGGCAUUUUUUUUUUUUUAUCCAAGAGUGUCGGCGUGUCUUUUAUCCCGUGGAUGCUGCUGUCGGGGUCGGUGUCUGAGCCCUGCAGGACCAGCCUGUCAUAGGGGCAUCAUGAAUUUUUUGGUUCUUCACAAGUGGAUGAGGAAUAUUUCCCCGGAGAUGCUGCUGCUGGUGCAGAUAUUGUGGCUUUUACCUCUGACCGGAGCGGCUCCAUCUCAGACGACCGAGCAGCUGGACACAGGGGUGGACUGGCUGAGCAAGUUUGGCUACCUCCCGCCCCCCGACCCUGCGACUGGUCAGCUUCAAACCAAAGAGGCCCUGACCAAUGCCAUCAAAGCCAUGCAGAAGUUUGGAGGGCUGAAGGAGACCGGGGUCUUCGACCAAGCCACACUUGGUCUAAUGAAAACACCCAGAUGUUCUCUGCCAGAUGUGUCUGAAGGAGAGGGGACGAUGGGCCGCAGGAAACGAGGCUUGAACCCUCAGAACAAGUGGAAUAAGAGGCAUCUGUCCUGGAGAGUGCGGACCUUCCCUAAGGAUUCAGCCUUACUGGGUAGGGACACUGUUCGAGCCCUGAUGUACUACGCUUUGAAGGUCUGGAGCGACAUCGCACCACUUAACUUCCACGAGGUGGCAGGAAGUGACGCCGACAUUCAAAUUGACUUCACAAAGGCCGACCACGAUGAUGGAUAUCCCUUUGACGGGCCGGGGGGCACCGUGGCACACGCAUUUUUCCCCGGAGAGAGGUUCACAGCUGGGGAUACACACUUUGAUGAUGACGAGGCCUGGACCUUCAGAUCUCCAGACUCUCAUGGGAUGGAUCUGUUUGCGGUUGCGGUCCAUGAGUUCGGUCAUGCCAUCGGCCUGGUCCACACGUCAGCCAUGGAGUCCAUCAUGAGGCCGUACUACCAGGGUCCAGUGGGAGACCCUCUGAAGUACGACCUACCCUAUGAAGACAAGGUCCGAGUCUGGCAACUCUACGGUGUCAGAGACUCCGUUUCCCACACAAAUCGGCCCGGCAUCCCCUCCCAGACGGCUGAACCUCCUGUCCUGCUGGACCUUCCUGAAAACAGAUCCACUCUCCUGCUGGCUCGAGAUGCCCCCGACAGAUGCACCAGUCACUUUGAUGCAGUGGCCCAAAUAAGAGGGGAGGCCUUCUUUUUCAAAGGUAAAGUAUUUUGGCGGCUUACCAGAGAGAGGCAUCUGGUUUCUCUGCGUCCCGCUCAGAUCCAUCGCUUCUGGAGGGGUCUCCCACCCAACCUGGACAGUGUAGACGCUGUGUAUGAGAGGCCAGGCGACCACAAAAUAGUAUUUUUCAAAGGUCUGAAGUACUGGGUAUUCAAAGACAAUAAUGUAGAGGAGGGUUACCCUCGUCCAAUCAGUGACUUCGGCCUCCCCUCGGACGGUGUGGACGCAGCUUUUGUUUGGCUCCACAACGACAAAACCUACUUCUUCAAGGACAACCAGUACUGGCGCUACGACGACCACCUGAGGCGUAUGGAUCUGGGAUAUCCUAAAGACAGCACGCUGUGGAAGGGGCUGCCAACGCACCUUGACGACGCCAUGAGGUGGUCUGAUGGCUCGUCCUACUUCUUCAAGGGGAAGGAGUACUGGCGAGUGCCGGGCAGUGACAUGGAGGUGGAGGCAGGAUUCCCCCGCCUCAUCGCCAAAGACUGGCUCCUGUGCACAGAGAUGCAGUCGGACUCUCCGGACACAGAGCCCAAAAGUACGGAGACAAGAGGCAACGCGCACCAACACCCGGACCACGCAGAGAACGGGUACGAGGUGUGCUCCUGCACCUCGGACACUGCCUCGCCUUUAGGUGCCCGCCCCUCCCCCUCUCCCCUGUGGCUGCUGCCACCUCUCUGGACGCUCUCGCUGGCCCUCCGCUCUGAACUGCUAUGAUGCCAAAGCAGGGGACAAAGUGGCAGUUUAAUGUGGGGGGGGGGGGCCAGUGGACUCAGUCGAAAUACAAACUGGAACAUUUUGUUCAUAUAAAUAUGAAUUGAUUUUGUUAUGAUUUUGUUGUUAUUUAUUUCACAUGCCAUUUGAUGGUCAUUUAAAGCGCCUUGCAGUAUGGGUAAUACAUGCAUAUAUACAUUAUCAUAAUAUACAAGGGAACAUGUAGUAACCAGUCCACUGACUGAGUGAUAAUGCUAACAACGUGCUUUAUAAAUUGCAUUAAACAGAACCACAAGUUCUAUCUCUUAGUUUCUUCUUGAAUGGCUAAACUGACUCAUGUUUGCAAGGGAAGCCUUUUUUGAAAUGUGACUGUUUAUAAAUGUGUUCUCAUCAAAUACACGUGAGUGAUUCAUCCGCACCCCUAAUCUUUUCUUUUUCAUGUACAGAAAGUUGACAGCAGUAAUGAAUGGCAUUGUGGGAUGUAUGAAGGUGAACAGCAGCAGAAGAAUGGCCUCCUGAGAUUUUCUUAUUUUGCAGGUUGAUUUACUAAUCUGCAGUUGGGUUUGAGAAUUAUACUUAAACAUUUAGGGAAAUUAAACACAUUUCAGUAAUAUUCUCAUGUCUGUCUAGGCAACAGGUAUCAGCUGAUAAGCUUAGCUUUGCUCAGUAACUGUAACCUUUCAAUCACAAUAGAAUUAAAUACGUUAUACUGUCAGAAUACUUCAGAAUACCCUUUUUGUCCUUGCACUUAUGUACAAGCAAAUUCCAGUUCGUCUCCUCUCAGCAGUGGAUGGUUAAACAAAUCAAGAUGACAAAAAUAUAUAUAUAUAUAUUAACACUCGAAAAAUGAAAAAGAAUAUAUAGUAAAAAAGUAUUCAGUAAAAUUCAUGAAAUCUGAAUCUGAAAAAUGAUAAUCACUGUCCUGGUUCUUCAUAGAGCUCAUUUCCUUGAAUUCACAUCGGACAGGUUAGAUGUUUCCGACUGUGUCCAUUUCUUAUGCUAAGCUAAGCUAACGUGGCCCUGGCUAUAGCCUUAUAUUUACCACACAUAUAUUAGAAAAGUUUGGAUCUUCUCAUUUAACCCUCCACAAGAAACAGAUAGUAAACUUUCCAAAAUGUAGAGACAGCGAUAUAACAAGCACCUGACACGUAAAACUUCCAGCAAGGCUGCUGAACGGCCUUUAACCUUUCUCCUCUAAAAAAAAAAAAAAAAAAAGGUUAUGUUAACACUUGUGUUUAUUUCUGGUUAUUUAAAGUUAAGAUUGUUUGUGAGCACAGUCAGGUUUUGUGUUUAACAAUCCUAGAAAUAGAGAUUACAUUUUUAAUACAGCCUGACAGGAGGAGCUGCCUGUAAGACUCAAAUCAGGGGAUAGAAUGACAGUCAGGAUAUAGAUACUGUUAGCACGACUGGUGACUGGCACCUCGGCAUGUAUCUAGGCAGACAGGUGAAGAGCACCCUGGGAUGCCGUGUAGAUAGAUUGUUAGGUUUACAGAUGAAUGGCCCCACGGGAUGCUGACAGGAAGACAGAUGAAUGGCAUGCUGGGAUGUCGAGUGCAAGAUGAACGGCAUCAGAGCCGUAAACUGGUGAAGACAGGAGAAUGCCAUUCAGUGCCGCUAUAGGUGAAAAAAGGGCACGACGGGCUGUGAGAAUUAAGAUAAAUUAAUGACUUCCAGCGAGACAUAAAUGAAUCCAAGUUUCUCAAUGUCACUUAAUGCCAUUUGAAAAUUUUAUUCAAUACUUUACCCAGACGCCUAAACUCAACAGCUGCUCAUUCAUGAAGUCAUCGUUUUCAACCCUGGUGCAGAAGCAUUCCCUAAGGCAGUAUUGGUUUAGUUGUAUUUUUGUAUGAAAUACGGAUAAAUUGUGAUUCCACUUUGCAUUCAUUAAAUUAUAGGUCACUGCGCUAUUUUUCCCUCACUGCUGGAUUAUUUCUUUCGAUGAUCUUAGCUCUUUACGAUGAAAUUGACUAGAUUUAUUCUUGCUGAUAUAUUUACCUACAGUUUGAAUAUAGUCACAGAUAUAUUUGAGUUGAGGUGUUCCAUGGUUACUGCAAAAAACCAAGUGGACUGUGUAUAUUCAAUUUGGAGGUGUGUUUUUUAAUGUAAAAUAUUUUUGUAUAAAAAUAAAUGAAUCUGAAUGACUUUA